Messenger RNA from Mytilus californianus (California mussel), 1659 nucleotides. RefSeq names its product toll-like receptor 4. Gene Ontology annotation, cellular component: membrane. The record is from RefSeq and is a predicted model, not a curated record. The coding region runs from base 1 to 1659 and encodes 552 amino acids. Lineage: Eukaryota; Metazoa; Mollusca; Bivalvia; Mytilida; Mytilidae. Gene Ontology annotation, molecular function: protein binding; transmembrane signaling receptor activity. Gene Ontology annotation, biological process: toll-like receptor signaling pathway; immune response. The transcript is spliced from 2 exons.
AUGUUUGCCGAUUCUAAACAUGUAUCAAUUCAAUUACCAAGUAAGGAUUUUCAUAUUGUAAGUUACAUUUUCCAUGAAAGGUUGACCGCCGACUGUGCUUGGAAAAGCCUUAGAUAUAUUCCAACAAUUCCUACAAAUGUGGCAAAUAUAUCGUUCGCUCAUAACAAUAUUCGCGGCAUUAAAAACGGAAUAUUUAGAAUUAAUCAUGACCUCAUUUACUUGGAUUUGUCGAACAACAACAUCAGUAAACUGCAUCAAAGAUCUUUUCAGGGUCUUUCGAAACUGGAGACAUUAAUUAUUAGUAAUAACUCUAUCAACCAUACAGCUAUUCCAAAUAAUAUUUUCAAGCCAUUAGUAUCCCUGCUGCAACUUGCAAUAAAACGAAAUUUCAAUCACCCGUUUUCGCUCCAUGUUUCAACGUUGUAUAUAGACAUUUCUAAUAAUGCAUUUUACGUCUGGCAAGGCCCAAUAUCAAAUUUAACAUGCUUGACAUAUUUGGAUAUAUCCAACAAUUUCUGUUCGAACGUAUCUACAAAUUUCUUUGAAUACGGUUCCAACCUUACAACUUUAUUGAUACAAAACAACCUAUUAGGUUUUGUUUUACCGACAGACACAAAUGGAGAAAUUCUAGCAAAACUAACAAAAUUAAAAUUACUUAAUCUAGCGGACAACAGAAUACCAAGUUUACCAACAACAAUCUUCUAUAGUCAAACAGAGAUACGGAUGUUAAAUUUGAGUAGGAAUAUGCUUGAAAAUGAAAUAUUUAAAAUAGAUCAUAUGACCAAACUUUCGUAUUUAGAUUUAUCUUACAACCGCUUGUCAACUUUGUGCGCCUCUUUUACCAGGCAGUUAGAUAUUCUCUCAAACAACGUUCCAAACAUAGCAGUUAAUCUGCUAGGUAAUCCUAUCAAAUGCUCAUGCGAGUCAAUUGAGUUUAUUAAGUGGUAUACAUCGACAAAUGUGCAUGUUCUAAAUAAUUUACAUCAAGAAUGUCAAUCCCUCCAAAUCAAUUUUAACAGCUCGAAGCUAAUGUACGGUUAUUUGAAGAAGACAUGCUCCUCCCAUACGACAACCAUUGUCACCGUAGGAUCAUGGCUGACUAUCUUUGCUAUUGUCAUAAUUGCUGGAAUCGCCUAUCGGUAUAGAUGGAAGCUUCGUUAUGCCUAUUAUAUAGUUAAAGGAAAACACCAUGGUCAAAUCAAACCAUUUGAAAUAGAUGACGAUUUCCUGUACGAUGCAUUCGUUUCUUACGCCGACGAAGAUGACACGUUUGUUUAUACAAAGUUCCUUAAACAUUUGGAAGACGAUCGAAACAUAAGAUGCUGUGUGCACAAAAGAGACUUUUUGGCCGGAAAUGAUAUUGCAACUAAUAUAACAUCCGCAAUUCAUAACAGCCGUAGAACGGUCGUAAUAAUUUCACACCAUUUUCUCGAAUCUGAUUGGUGUUUAUUCGAAUUCAAUAUGGCAAAAAUGGAGAGUAUCUAUGCAAGAAGUAAAGAAAACAUUAUAUUGCUCGUGUUCCUUGAACAAAUAUCAUCAAAAGACCUACCGUUGAAUAUUUUGGAACUUAUCCAAUCAAAAUCUUACAUUGAAUAUCCGAACGACGAAUACGGGGAUGUCGUAUUUUGGGACAAGCUCAAGGAGACGUUGUCAGUCUAA